AUGGCUGCCAGUGCGAAGCGGCCCGAAAUCAUUGAGCUGUCCCGCGAUCUGCGGGGCAUCCCGCAGUGCGACGACUACGAGCGGAUGAUCUCAGGAAUGAUGUAUAAUCCAUUGAUCCCCAAGCUUGCCGAGGCACGUCAUCGUUGCCGAGGCCUGGCGGACGACUACAACCAACUUGACACCAAAUCCAUUCCUUAUGAUCAGAUCGCCGACAAACGACUGGACCUGCUGCGCAAAGUCUGCGGUAAAGUCGGUGACAACACAUUUGUGGAACCACCGUUCCGACCCGACUACGGCUGUAAUAUCAUCAUCGGCAAAGAUUGCUUUGUCAAUUGGAAUCUGACUGUGUUGGAUACAAGUCUCGUUGUCAUUGGCGAUCGAGUCCAGAUCGGCACCGGAGUGAGUCUUUUGACCGCCGGACAUGACACGAGUAUUCUCUCGCGUCGGAAAUUCGUCGAAUUCGGCCACCCAAUCUUUAUUGAAGAUGACUGCUGGAUUGGUGCCAAUGUGGUGAUUCUGCCUGGCGUGCGCAUCGGCCAGGGCUCAACUAUAGGUGCGGGAUCGGUCGUCACCAAGGACAUUCCACCGUUCUCCGUGGCUGUGGGGACUCCCUGUCGUGUGAAGAAGACUAUUCAGUCCGCGGAAGAGGAGGAACAAGAUCCUAAUAACCCCUACCGCGACCUUGUGCGUGAGUUCUAG
This is a messenger RNA of Penicillium oxalicum, 699 nucleotides long. RefSeq names its product sugar O-acetyltransferase. The coding region runs from base 1 to 699 and encodes 232 amino acids. The record is from RefSeq and is a predicted model, not a curated record. The transcript is spliced from 3 exons. NCBI's taxonomy places the organism in Eukaryota, Fungi, Ascomycota, Eurotiomycetes, Eurotiales, Aspergillaceae. Gene Ontology annotation, molecular function: acetyltransferase activity.